GGCCCCCAGCGCGCCGAAGUCGCAGUGGAGCUUGCCCUGACGCCAUCGCAUCUUUGCUUUUGUGUCUUGGAUUGCUUCGUUGCUCUGACUCUUUCGCCUCGACCGCAAUCCCGCAGCAGCACGCAACCCCCCCCCAAGCUUACCCCAUGAUUGAAUUAUAUACAGUCCUUUCCAAGCACACUUUAGCCAUCAAGACCGAGCUUCGCCCUUGCAAGAAACGUUAGCACGAGGAGCAGCUUCCACACUGCGGCGUGCGAUGCUCGCGUGCCCGACCCCAAGCUGACGAGCGAGCCCAUCUCGCGUCCAACAGACCCCGUCCCAUAUCUCACGAUGCCGAUCGUCACGGCGCAGCCAGAUCUCUCCUCCUCCGCCACUACCAGCCUCGAAUCGCCCGACUGCCCCGAGAACGCGCCCGAGCUCAUCCACAGCCUGAAGCACAACACCACCAUCCUCGCGCUCGCCGUCAGCCCCCAGCAUGACACCAUCUUCGCUGGCACCCAAGACGGCGAGAUUGUCGCCUGGUCCCUCUCGACCUUUCACCAAGUCAGCACCGUCCAAGCCCACAAGCGCAGCGUCCUAUCCCUCUCCCUUUCCCCCGACGGGUCCCUCCUCUUCUCCAGCGCUGGCGAUCCCAUCAUCAACGUCUGGUGCCCUCGAACGCUGCGGCGGCUAUACGAGAUCUACGGCACCCACGAUGUCGGCGACAUAUUCUGCACCGCUUACAGCCCCCAACACGAGACGCUAUAUAUUGGCGCCCAGAACACUACUAUACAAUGGGUCGCCUUGAACGAUGCUGCCACUCGGGUCUCCCCCAGCUCGCAGAGCCACCCGGAUCGAAGAAGCCAUAGGUUCUUUGAUUCCAAGGCCAUCGGCGGCACGAGCACACCGAGGCGUAAUGAAGACCGAUGGGGGCUAAUUCCGAAGGCGCAGGCCGUCUUGGAGAUUGAGGCGGGCUCGGUCCGUCCUUUUGCCCACUACGGCUACGUCUACUGCAUGCUCAUGGCCAAGGGCCCAACCGUCGAGGUCGAUGCUGACGACGACGUGCUGAUAUCUGGCGGUGGAGAUGGCACCAUCAAGCUGUGGCGCUUGAGCUCUUCCUCCAGCGAUCGGAGACAUGCCGAGGACGGCGACCACGGCGGUAUCGAGGAGCUCAUGACUCUCGGCACUGACGACGCUGAAUCAGUCCUCUCACUCGCCUUGGAUGGUUCAUUCUUGUAUGCCGGCAAGUUAGACGGCAUUGUCGAACUGUGGGACCUGGACACAACGCAGCGACUCCGUGUUAUCAAAGCUCACGGGGGCAACGUCAUGUCAUUGCAGAUGGGUUGGGGAUACUUGUGGACUGGCUCCACCGAUGGCUGGUCGAGCAAAUACAGCACGGCCCAUUAUGGUGCAUAUAAGCACGCCUCGGCUGGAGACGUCAGCCAAAAAUACCAAUGCCUGAGCACGUGGAAGGCUCAUCAGGGCAAGAUUCUGGCCUCAGCCAUCACAACAUACAACGACAACAAAUACUAUAUCACAGGUGCCAACGAUAACGAUAUUACCAUAUGGUCCGUCAAGGACAAGGCUUGCAUAAGGCCGGCGACCGCCGAGGAAAGCGACGACUUGCUUAUCUCCACCCUGUCAGACUUUGUAUCCUACAAGACUGUCUCUUCCCGACCAGAAUUUGCCGAGGACUGCCGCAAGGGGGCCACGUUCUUGGGCUCCCUUUUCAAGCGGCUUGGCGGACACGUGGAGCUGCUGAGCACUGAAAAGGCCCAUAAUCCCGUCGUGUAUGCCAAAUUUUCCGGCAAGAAGGAAGCAGCUGAAAGUCGAAAACGCAUCCUGUUCUACGGACACUACGACGUCGUCGCCGCCGAUGGAAAGAAAGGCAAAUGGGCGAGUGAUCCUUUCACUGUCAAGGGCACUAACGGAUUUCUCUACGGUCGCGGCGUCAGCGACAACAAGGGGCCAAUUGUUGCGGCUCUCUAUGCGGUCACAGAUCUCAUGCAGGCUCAGAAGUUGCAGAACGAUGUCAUCUUUCUCAUUGAGGGCGAGGAGGAGUUUGGCUCCCGGGGAUUCGAGGAGGCAGUCAAACGACACAAGAGCCUCAUCGGACACAUCGACUAUAUUCUCCUGGCCAACAGCUACUGGCUAGAUGAUGAGGUCCCGUGCUUGACCUAUGGGCUUCGUGGUGUGCUACACGCUACAAUCUGCGUCGACGCACCGCGUCCCGAUAUCCACUCUGGUGUGGACGGCUCGUACAUGAUGGACGAGCCAUUGUCUGACCUGACAGGCAUAUUAUCCAAACUCAAGGGUGCCGGUAACCGCAUCCAGAUACCCGGGUUCUACGAUGGCAUUCCAGCGAUGACGCCAGACGAGGAAGCUAGGUACGACGACAUUGCAUCCAUCAUGAGAGAGCACAAGGGAGAAGCCGUGUCCGAGGAGACGCUCAAGCGGUCGCUCAUGGCCCGCUGGCGAGAGCCCAACCUCACCAUUCACCGAUAUAAAGUAUCCGGGCCCGAUGGCAGCCUCGUCAGUAGCCAUGCCAGCUCACACAUCAGCUUACGACUCGUCCCUGGCCAGGAAGUAGACGAUGUUACGAGCGCGCUUAAGUGGUUCCUGCGCCGCGAAUUCUCACACCUCAAAUCGCAAAACAGCCUAAGCAUCAACAUCGACAACAAGGCCGAGCCCUGGCUGGGCGACCCUACCAACGCUAUUUUCCGCACGCUGGGUCAGGCCAUUGUCGAGGCCUGGCCGAACCGCUUCGACUCGCCAACGGCCUCAACGGCCGCGGCCCCAGUGUCUGGCACGGUCGGCAAGGCGGGAUCAUCCCGUCCAAAGGGUCCUCUGUACAUCCGUGAGGGUGGCUCGAUCCCGGCCAUUCGAUUUCUCGAGAAGGAAUUUGGAGCACCGGCGGCACAUCUGCCUUGCGGUAGAGCCAGCGAUGCUGCGCACUUGGACAACGAGCGUAUGUGCCUCGUCAAUCUGCUCAAGGCGAGGGAGAUUUUUGGUAAGGUGUUUGCGCGACUGUAAACUGUCGUGCCUGAUGGCAAGGGCUUGGACAGGCUCGGGUCAAGCCUAGUCAUAAGUUCGCAAACCUUUUCGACGUCGGUCAAGUAUGAAUUAUACCACGGGGAGGGGCGGGGGCAUUGGAUUGGGGCUCAGGCUUACCGGGCUGUCUUUUGUCCCAAACAUUACGUUAAAUCCUAUAGGAGUGAACUUUCGCUCCUUUCUGGGCCAGCGUUGCAUGGCCUUGUAUAUCAUAAUGAGCCAGAGGCGACAGCUCAUUGGGAGUUAGGGUUUCGUGGGUCCAGAAUCAGAUUGGGUCGGUUGGGAGGUCAGGGCAGACUAGGGACUAGGCAAUGCUGGGAAGAACAGACCUUUCGGCAAACAAUAUCCAUCCCUUGGCUUAACAGCUGGUGUCUCUCAGCUUCGCAAGGCAGGAUAAUACAUUACGCGACUGUAGGAGCUGCGACAGAGCUGGCAAUGUUAUGUAAUCAAAGCAAGCAAGGUAGGCUCAUAGCUUCUUGUUCAAUUUGACACUCGGAACGGUAUUCACUCAUGGAGAGCGGG
Messenger RNA from Purpureocillium takamizusanense, 3552 nucleotides. RefSeq lists its product as uncharacterized. Gene Ontology annotation, biological process: proteolysis; glutathione catabolic process. Bases 331 to 3012 code for a protein of 893 amino acids. The record is from RefSeq and is a predicted model, not a curated record. NCBI's taxonomy places the organism in Eukaryota, Fungi, Ascomycota, Sordariomycetes, Hypocreales, Ophiocordycipitaceae. The transcript is spliced from 2 exons. Gene Ontology annotation, molecular function: protein binding; peptidase activity.